This is a messenger RNA of Ornithodoros turicata, 1218 nucleotides long. RefSeq lists its product as uncharacterized. NCBI's taxonomy places the organism in Eukaryota, Metazoa, Arthropoda, Arachnida, Ixodida, Argasidae. The annotation marks the transcript as partial. The transcript is spliced from 9 exons. The record is from RefSeq and is a predicted model, not a curated record.
AUGCAGUUAGUCAAGCGUCUGCUCCGAAAGAAUGAGGCUCCUCUGGAACAGCUCCUGAACAGACUUUCUGAGAGACGGUAUGUGUCCAGCAGUCUAAACCAAUCCAGCAAGGGAACAGUACCUUCUCAGCCUCAUAACAAUGGACCACUGCUCCCUGAAUGCACCGGGCCAGAAUUCAAGCUUGUAAGGACUGCUGAUUACACCUUUGGAGUUGCACUCGGAGACAACUGCUGUAUGUUUAUCAUCGUGAACUUCAUUGAAGCCGAACAAGUUGAGGUAGUUCCUGGAGCAUGGGUCAAGGGAACAAGAUGCAGAUGGCCAAGGGUUGGAACGGACAAAGCCAAAAAGCUUAUUUUGAAACGUGCAUCACCGCAGUCGUCAUGGGACAGCUAUGACGUUCAAGUCAUAGGCGUGUUUGCAACAUAUGAGGAAGCACGCGAUAAACUUGAGCGGGCACAGUAUACCUCAGACGUAAACUCUGACACACCGAAUGAAGGGGUCAAAAGGAAGCGUUUCCCUCCCUCUCGCUUUAUUGAGGAAACAGAUGAACCUCUAUCAGAAAUAUCUUCCACACAACAUACGCUGACAUUCAUCGUUGCUUCAGCAGGUACUGCAAAGCACUCACGUCCCCUUCCCUUGUCAGAGUCUGAGCCAGAAGAUGACAAGGACAGUGAAGAUGAUGCACCCCCUAUCCCAGAAAACUUUCCGACGUGUCCUAUUUUUGAGCAUAAAUCUGGAGGUGGCCACACAAGCAGCCAAGGUUCUAGUCGUGCUCAGCUCUCCCAAGGCAGCAACAGCAGUUCAUUGUAUGAAGCAUCAUCAGUGGCAUCUCGGGAAAUUCUAGGUGGCGAUUCUAGAGAAAGUGGUCAUCAACCUAAACAUGCCCUGGCUACAGCGGAAUUUCAGAGACAGGUUCUAAAGCUGCUACAGCAAAUAAGACUUACACAGCAGGGUGACAGUGACCUCCUUCGUGAGCUGUGCUCCCAAAGGACUGCAUCUACCUCUUCAAAGCCACUACAAGUGCUCAUAGAAAAGCCAUUCACAUCCUCAGAGGAACUCGAGCUGUUUGAAGCUGAACUUGAUGAAGCAAAGAAGUCCAUCCUGGUGCAAGAACUUGGCGCAAUUGGAGGGAAUGAUAUAGGCCAGGCCGUUCGGAAUAUCCUUGCUUACCUGUUGACAAAUGAAGCUGCUGGGGACUACAGCUGGCUGGGGCGAAAG